CAAUAUUUUAUAUUCUAAUCGCAAGUAAAUAAAUUCCAUUUUUUGAGGAAAUUGGUUUUAUAUAAGAUGGAAUAUGUCAAAAGAAAGAAAAAGAAAAUGUUGUUAGUCAAUAGGAAUUUUAUUCGCUUAUGUUUAUCAUAAUUACUCUAAAAAGUGUUCAUAUUUACCCCUAUUAGCGACAUCUUUUAACCUAGCUCAGGAACUAAAUUUCGCAGUUCGUUAUCUCGUCUUUAUCCAUGCUUUUACCCCAUGGCAAAACGACGCGCGCACAUUCUCGCCGGGCCAUUCGCUCUCUUUGGACCUUGUAUCCCUACUCGCAAAAAGCCUAAUUAAAUCAUUUCUAUAAAACGAUUUAACAUCUAAAAAUAUAUAUUACGAUUUAUAUAGAAAUGGAAGAUGUUAAUUAUUCGACUAAAAUUAUAUCUAUGGUAUAGAUAUAUUGCAAAGAAAAAUAAAAUAGUCAAAUAUAAAGAUAAAAGAUUGAAAUACGGAAAAGUAUUAAACCAAAUACCAUGAGAUGAAAUUAUGAGAACAAAAGAAUAAUACAAAGAAGGAAGAAAAUUAAAUAAAUAGAUAUAAAAAAAAUAGAGUAAGACAGAGAGAGAGAAAGGGAGAGAGAGAGAGAGAGAGAAAACUUAGAGUAAAAUUAAGCGAUCUCGAAAAACUUGUGUGAUAGCCUCGAAGCGACGACGGCGCGUACUAGGCAGUGUGUUAUUGAUCAAUAAGAGAAGCUAUGGUCGAGACUCGUGCUGAUUGAGCCAGCUGUCAUUUCCCCUGCAAUAUUUUUCGUCACGCGAGUAUAUAAUAUUCGAUGGGGAAAAAGGAGUGUUAAGGUUGGACAUUUUAAAGGAUCGUUCACCUAGGUGAUCGGAUAAAUCUUUUUGGUUAAGCGUUUAUAUACGAAGAAAAGUUUAUGGGGAUGAGAGUUAAGAUACCAACUACGGUGUUUAAAGUGACGAAAGAGUGUGAAGAAUAGAGGAAAGGGAAACGCGCCGAUCUCUUGUCUCUUUUCUUUUUUGUACAGAAAGAGAAAAAGAGAGAGAGAGAAAGAGAGAGAGAGAGAGAGAGAGAGAGAGAGAGAGAGAGAGGUGAGCGCGCGCGCGCGCUCAUCUUUAGACUUACAUAGUGUCGUGAAAAGCAUCAUAGAAAAGACACACAGAGGGAGCAACGUAGAAAAGGAGAAAGAGGAGGAAGAAGAAGAGGAGGAGGGGGAGGAGGAGGAGGAGGAGAAGGAGAAGAAGGAGGAGUAAGAAAAAGGAGAGGGUGAGAAAGUGCAAAGGGGGUGAAAGAGAUAAUAUGAAGAGAGCGAGCGAACGGGCGUGCGUGAAGGAGAAAUAGACACGAGUUUGAGAUUGAGUUUAAGAUAGAGAGAGAGAGAGAGAGAGAGAGAGAGAGAGAGAGAGAGAGAGAGAGUGUGUGUGUGUGUGUGCGAACAUGUGUCGGUGCCGAGGAUCCUGUCCUCGAGAGUGAUGACGGCGAAGGUGCGUCGAAAAGGAUCGCCGAGAUCUUCUUCUUUACUUCAAUCUCUCAAUCAAGUUUUAAUCUUUAAAACGUUUCCAACGUUAUCUUCUCUGGCGUAUGUAUAAUACAACCACCGAUGCAGACCUUACGGAAGAAAAACAGCCCGUGCAAGUUUAAGAACGAGCCAACACGGUUCCUCGGGGAAGGUGUUUCGUUCAAGGCGAAGCUGAUCGGUAUAUUGGAAGUGUCCGAAGCACGUGGCGAUCGAAUGUGUCAAGCAGCAUUGGCGGAUUUAAAAAUGGCGAUUCGUGCAGCUGGUGAACAUAAGCAAAGGAUUGCUGUGCAGGUCAGCAUCGAUGGACUUCGUUUGAGGGAUGAAAAAACGAGUGAAUGUUUGUACCAUCAUCCCGUACACAAGAUAUCUUUCAUCGCUCAAGACAUGAGCGAUUCCAGAGCAUUCGGUUACAUAUUUGGAUCACCGGACACGGGACACAGAUUUUUUGGUAUCAAGACGGAUAAAGCAGCGAGUCAGGUGGUCAUAGCGAUGAGAGAUCUCUUUCAAGUCGUGUUCGAGCUGAAGAAAAAGGAAAUCGAAUUGGCGAAGCAACACAUCGAACAAAAUGCCAUCAACGCUAUCAAGUUUCAUACCGGUGGUAUGUUCGUUGAACCAGCACCCGAUACCAAAGUAAGUUACAAUAAAGAAAGUGUGUCAAUAAAACAAGAAACAAAUGAAACACGUAAAACUUUUUCAUCACAGGGCGCAGCUGGAACCGAAUCGUCGAUUCAUCGUACUAGAAUAACAAAUUCCGAAACGGAGAAAACGGCCGAAAGAAAAAAUGAAAAUCAAAGUGGUGUUAUCGCCGAUUUGUUAGAUCUACAAUUCGAAUUGAAUUCGUUGCAACAGGGAAUACAUCAGAUGGAUAAAAUAACACCUGAACAACCUGGACCAGCCGCGGAUGAUUUAUUUGAAAGCGAUCCAUUCGGCGAUUCUUUUGCGAACAUGAAAUUAAAAGAUACCGUACAACCUAUUUUACCGCCACCACCGUCCUCCUCAAAAAGAGGUCAUUUGGAACGACAACAAACCGUUCCAGCUCCAACAACAUCGGCGACGUCCAGUCCAGCCGCGACAUUGUACAGCAAAACACCGCCUCCUCAAGACACGAUGCAUUGGUUCGACAAGGAAACAGAAAAUCUUUUCAACGAUGGAGAAUUAACGAGCUUAACGAAAAGUACUACCGUGAAAAAAGAUCAAGACGAAACAUCAUUGAAUACAACCCCGAGAAGUAGCCAAGCGAAAAGUCCGCAGAUAGACGUAUUCACGGAACUGGAUCCCCUAGGUACUGGCCUGAUAAAGCCUUACGUCGAUAAGAAAGACUUCUUCCAACAUCUGAAAAAUCCUCCAAAAAAGGUGCUUAAAGAUUUAGUAACGACCAAUUCGACGGAUACGUUUCCAACGAAUUUCAAUCUAACGUCGGAUACCCCGGACUCUAUAAAAUUACAGAAUGAUUUACCUUUGAAGGAAAGUGAUCGCCACGAAGAGGGCAAUUUCGCGAAUUUCGAUCGAUUUGAUGAGAACGAGGCCAUGCAGUCGUCCAUCCUACCGAAGUCCGACUCGCCGCAAAAGAAAGAUAUUGUAUCAAGGACGACUCAUCACCAACCAUUGUCAGUGUCCCUACCGCCUGAAGAGACGCCUACCAAGAGUACGUUCGCUGUUAUAUCUACCGUAAACGCGGUACCUGCCGGUGGAAUGGCAAGCGUUGCCAGCAGAAUUGACAAGGAUUCUGGCGAAUCUAUUCAGCCUUUGGUCAAAUUGCCAAGCCCAAAGAAAUACUUGCAGUCCGUUAGAAAAAGAGAACUCGACAUGGAUCUAUUACCGAGUGGUAAAUCGCAGCCCAUAGAGAAAUCAUUUCCAGUUGAUUUCUCAGCUACGAGCGAUUCACCGGCGUCUCCAUUAAGAUUAUGUUCCUCCGACGCAAACUCAAGAUUGUCCAGUUCUAGUGCGGAAUUAGAUCUCGUUCCUGAACCACCGCCAAGGGGCGCUGGAAGUAUAAUGAUCAAUCCGCCGCCUUUGCCACCGAAGAAACAAGCUGCCAGAGGUGCCAUAAAACCACCGCCCAGACCGCCGUACACCGAAGGUCACUUUCACUACGACUUCAUCGAACGCGAAGAAGCUUCGCCUUCUCCUACUAAAAGCAGAGAAAGCAACAAAAGUCCAUCGAGGGAUACGACGAAGGGUCAGUUCGACGAUAACUUCAGUCCACCGUCAGCCAGGACGGAUUUGAUGUCUGCAAUGACGACAUCCGCCUUCGAGGAUUCGUUUAGUACGAUGAUACCCACGACGAAUUUGUCGACGUACUUUACCUCGACCGGUAUGCCUGCUACAACGAAAUUGAAACCAAAACCAUCAUUGGACAUAACCCUCAGUCAAUUAACAUCAGCAAAUUUGGACGAAUUAGCGGGCAGUCUUGGUAUGACCGUACAAGAAUUAACGAGCUUGACGUUGCAACAGCUUACUGAAUGCCUGGCAAAUCUAUCGAGCAAGGAAUCAUUGACAGAAUCGAAUAAGGAAGAGAAAGAAGAAGCGAGGAUUCGACCAAAAGUAGAAGAAUUCGUAACAAAACCGUCAACCACUUGUAAAAUCACUGAAACGAGUUUCGUAAGUAGUGAGCCACUUUUCAAAGCAAAUUUCGAAGAGGAACAGGAACCAAUGAAGAAGCAAGAAGAGGAACCACCGAUCUACGACAAGUAUGCCGUUUUUAGGGAAUUACUUGAGAUGGAACAGAUGCAGGUGGAAUCGAAGGAGGAGACGAACGACGAGGACAUUAUGACGGAUACCGAAAGUAAGGAACCGGAGGAACGAAAAGAAUCGGAAGAUGAGAUUCGAGGUGAAUUUACGGCUGAAGCGAUCGUAGCUAUGGCCAAUUUGACCGUCAAGUUACCACCGAGUAUAGAGGAAUUAACGAAGGAAGAAAUCAGGGAGGAGGAAAUCGAGGGAACUAACGGAAUCGAGCCCGAUAAACCGAUCGAUGCGAUUGAAGAUAUCGACGAGAUGAAAGACGAUGCGAUCGAUGUAUCGUUGAGUUUGCAGGCAACUAAAAAGAUGGAAUUAGAAAUAGAGGUAGAAACUGACGGGGAUAUCGAGGUGGAUAUAGAGGAAGAUAUGAUCGAAGAUACGACUAUGAUAGGUAAUCGAGAUAGAGGAGAGACUCUGUCGGAUAAAGGUAGUGAAGCAAAUGGCGUUUCGGAUAAGAUCGUGCCCGAAAGUACCGAGGACAUUAAUAGAUCUUCCGUCACGGAGAAAACGGAAAUAAGAUUAUCGACAUCUACGUCGAGCGACAAAUACGCGGCAUUAAGAGAGAUAAUAGGAGAGACGGAAAGAUUGAGCAAACAAAGGGAAGAGGAAUCCAACUCUAGACGCGAAUCCCCGGUGGUACAAUCGUCGGCGAGUAAGAAUUUAGCCGAGGCCGAACUCUUGAGUUUAUUUUCGGACAAUUUACCGGCCGUACCGUCGAGCCCAAAGAGAUCUGUUAAGAAGAAGGAAGACGUUUUGAAAACAGUCGCAAUGGAUAUUUUCGAAGAGAUAAAAAUGCUUAAUACAGGAACGCAUAGGGCGAAGGUGAUCGGCAUCGCCGGAUUCGAAGAUGUAUUUUGUCCCUUUUCUGAGGAUAAUAAGGAGAAUGAUCGCGAGGACAAUAAGGAAGAUGGGAAUUGGGCCAAGUUCGAGACGAGCAUGCUCGGUUCGGACAGAUCGUCUUGCGAAGGAGCACGUUCCGUGGGCGGUGGUACAUCGCCUUGGUCGCCCGACGGCAAAGAUUUUCACCGUGACAUAAUACCAUUCAAAUCUGUCUCUUCUACGAGCGGCGGUAUUCAUAGACACUCGGGCGACAGUGACAACGAGUGGAAGGACGAGGAAGAGAGUGAAGAGAGUAACAACGGCAGGGGAGGUCUGGACGGAGGAAGAUUUUGGUGCGGAAGACAUCCGAGAUUCGACGCGGCCGAAUUCGACGAGAGAUCAUUUUACGAGGAAGCCUCGGGCACGUUGGAUAAUAGAUCCGACAAAAGGGAACGAAGCUUUCGCGGACGAGCUGUUAGAAAAUCGCGCGGUCUUUGGGCGAAAAAUGUUGGUCACAGAUCGCGAGAUCCGUCGCGCUGGCACGAGAAAUCCCAAUGGGAGGAAGUGCCGAGGCGUUAUCCUCAUAGAAAGUUACCUUACAAAGAGAACGACGAUCAUUACGACGUUCACGAUCACUUGUCGCGAUUUUGGAAAUGCAGGUCGAAAUCCCAACGAUGGAAUUGGAUACCCGACGACGCUUAUUACGACGAGGAACGUAGAAGAAAGAUGACGGAGAGAAAGUUGACGCUGUUGUGGAACGAAGAGGAUAGAUUUGGUAGCGAAGAGAGCGUUGGUUUCGAGGAGGACGACAGAUGGGCCAGACGUAAGUACGAAAGAAGACGAUGGGACGAGGAGUUUGGUAGAUUUUGGAAUAGACGAAGUAGUCCUCCGUUGGAUGGCGUUGAAUAUCCAUCCAAGGAAGGUUAUUAUUAUUAUCGGGAGAGUAGAGAAAGGCCUCACGAUUAUACGGAUACGUGGGACGAGGAGGAGUACGGGCCAGAACGUACCGGCGACGAUUCAGGCAGAUACAAUACGGCCGGUAGGAAGAGACAUUGGCCGAAGAGGCCGAACAGUGCUAAUGAAGGUCGUAAUACUGAGUAUGGUGAAAUGGUUUAUGCCGAUGCGAGAAACAAGUUUGGUACGUCUAGAUCAGAAUGCAGCGACAAUGAUUCGGAUCCUUAUUUAAGGCCAUCGCAGAGAUCGAGAAGUCGCGAAAGUUAUAGGGGUAGUGAUCAGAAAUACGACAGCUGGCCGGAGAGACCGUAUUGGUCGGAGGGCCCGGACGUUAAGAGCGAGACGUUACAUCGUAAAAGAGUAACAAGGCAUAAGGCCGCACGACAGGUACAAGCCAAAACUCAGAGUCCUUUCGAGGAUGAUUUCGCGCAGAGUAUCGAACAGAUUGAGUCACCGGCCAGUGAAACAUUGACGCCGGCCGAGCCGCGCGUUCGUCCAGAGAUCGGUGAAUCAAAAAGAGAAUUGGUCGAACGUCCACCUCCGAGUCCUUCUUCGGCCAGUCGAUUAUCAACCAAGGAAGCUCAUCCACGUAGAGAUAUGCAACGGGAGUAUAACAAACGGUCGACCUUUUUCGAAGACGAUCUAACGCCUACUUCGACGAGCAAUACUUCCGAUCGACGUAGAUUAUCAUCGGAUUUGAAAGCUACACCUGAAGAAAUUCCACCGGACGCGAAGGAUCCUCAUAGGUCGAUAGAUGGUUUCGUUUCGGAGGACAGUGCUCGAGAUUCUUUCUUCAACGGUGAUCUUAGGUUCAACGACGACGAUGCAUUCACCUUCAAAUCCGAAUUAGAGGACAGCGUGCCCGAACGUUGUACCACUACAUUGCCAUUGAAAAACACCAGGCAGAACAAAUACGCUGCCUCCAACAGUAACAACAAAGGUAGACCUUCCGAUCAGUAUAUAAGGAAAUCUGAAUCUGUAAACAUCUUUAUACGCGAGGAAGAUCCGUUCGACGACGAUGAUUUUUUCAAUUGACUCGCGGCCAAUCGUCAAUCCACACGAUCGUCAAAAUCGGACUAUCGAUCUCUCAAAUGAGUGGAACCCAUACAUAGCUAUAUUUUAUUUCUUAUAUUUUCUUUUUAUGACCGCCAUGUGUCGUCGUUUUGCUCCCGCAUUAACAAAGGAUACGCAUAUUUUCUAAGCUUUGCUUAAGUGAAGCCUUUUGGAUGUUUCUCUCCUUGAAUUAUUUCUCUCUCUCUCUCUCUCUCUCUCUCUCUUCCCCCCCCCUUCUCUCUCUCUCUCUCUCUCUCUCUCUCUCUGUCUCUCGUUAACACGAGAACGAGAUACUCGCUUUGUGUGAAAGGCAUUUAUAAAACGUUUAAUAAGCUUUGAGAAUGAAACUUGGAAUCGUUAUUGAGAAGACGAUUCAAGAAAAGAGAUUAGGUGCUUUAAUAAAACCCUUUUAAAUAUUUCUUAUUUUAUUCCGUGAAUUUUAUGUUUCAUUCUAAUAAUUGCACAUACCAACGAUACUUGUGUCUAUCGGAAUAUUCAUUAAUUACGAUACUUGUAAACGUGACAGAUGAUGUAUUUAAUUGUCAGACAGGAGGAGUCGAACAGGGAUUGGAAUUUUUUCAGGAAAGGGCUAUAGACGCGUAGAUAGAUAUAAUUAUUUAUCGUGUUGCUAGCAAUAAGCCGAUAUUGUGUUUAAAGCGGGUCAAGGUUGUACUGACAAUAAUUAUAUUAUCUUAAUGCCAAUACAAUUUCGACUGAUCGAUGAGAAACGAAUUUGAAACGAUUUGUUGCUAAUGCGUGUUUGAAUGGGUCAAAUAUAAUUACAUAUAUAACGUGAAUUUUGGAGCAUUUGAAGAGGUCAAGUAUCCGAAGACGAUUGACGGCAAACUUGGAUUUGUAAUUUUAUUGCAUAGAUAGAAAGUGCGAUUGUCCUUUUCUUUUUGCUUCUUUUUUAUUUUUAUUCUUUUUUUUUUUUAACGUUUUAUUUCAAAUGAUAAGUAUCGAGAAUGAAUCGAGAUAUUGCGUUUUUAGUAGAUCUGCAUGUGAAUAACUGAUGUGUGAUAAAAGAACGCUUUUCGGUAGAGGAAGAUGAUGAUAAAAAAAAAAAGAAAUAAAUGAAUUUUACGAUCGAUGAAUAUACAUAAAGUGAAUCAAAAUUUCCUAUAUGAGACAAAAGAUUCUAGAUUUGAUUUUUAAAAUCGAUCACUCUUUUGCGAUACUUUUUAGACUAAUAUUUUCUUUUUUCAUUUUUUUCAUUAACCACAAGACUAACUUGUGAAGCUGCAAGCUUAACCUACGAAUCUGAAGAGUCCCGAUAAAGAGAGUAAUCUAUUUUUAAUGUCACCCAGGAAGUUUUGGCUCACCUAGGAACUUUUGGCGCUACCCUGUAUUUGCAACUUGAAAGUAAUUUUUCACAAAUCAUACGAUUACGAGAAAUAUCAUUGUAAUGUUUAUUAAUGACAGUAUUAAGUUGAUUCAAUUUUUUCUUUGAUAUCUAUAUGUCAAUUGGUAAUUACCAAACGAAUCGAGGAAAGAUACGAAUGUUCGUUCACAUUAUUUAUUUAUUUAUUUAUUCAUUUAUUUAUUUAUUUUUCUUUACGCUCGCUUUUGUACUCGUCACGAUAAAUCCAUUUAUAUAGAUCGAUUGUAUCGCUGGAAAAUGAUGUUCUCGAGAAAUAAUUGAAAAGCUAAUAGGAAAUAUCUCGUCUUUGUCAUAAUCGUAUCAUAUUGUCAGCAUUCGUUUCAUUGAUAUGAUAGCGAAUGAAUUAGUAGUGCGAAUAUAUUCGCACGUAAUAAUGACGUAUGUGAAUUAGCGAGAGGAAACUAAUUGUGAGGAAUGAAUUGUGAACGAUAUACAUACAUAUUAUAUACUAUAGAUAGGUCGAAACAGUAACGACAAAAUUUGUUCAUUUCGAAAUAAGAAAAUGUUCCUUCUUUUUCAACGAAAAACAAAAAUUGUUUUAUCAUAAUCGUCAUGAAACAGAGGGGAGAGAGGUAUGUCGUUUAAAUAAAUACGAAAUGUUUGAGAACAAUUUUAUACCCUUCGAUGUAAACGAGAAGAUUGAUUAGUCUUUUGCGAAACUAAUUAGGUAAGUAAUUAAUUGAUUCGAUGUUUACGAGAAACGAAUUAUAAAACGUCGAGAAAGAUGUUUUGGAAUUUUUCUUUCGAACAAACAUAAUCCAUCUUUAUCGUUAUCGUAAAUGAUUAUGAAAUGAUUUUUUUCUUUAUCAAGAUUUAGAAAAUGGAGUGACGGUACAAUAAACCAUUACCGUAUGCGAAUGGCAA
This is a messenger RNA of Vespa velutina, 9326 nucleotides long. RefSeq lists its product as uncharacterized. The coding region runs from base 1598 to 7063 and encodes 1821 amino acids. The transcript is spliced from 7 exons. NCBI's taxonomy places the organism in Eukaryota, Metazoa, Arthropoda, Insecta, Hymenoptera, Vespidae. The record is from RefSeq and is a predicted model, not a curated record.